Messenger RNA from Danio aesculapii, 3083 nucleotides. It is a transcript of the gene tdrd5, whose product is annotated as tudor domain containing 5. The transcript is spliced from 17 exons. The record is from RefSeq and is a predicted model, not a curated record. Bases 70 to 2796 code for a protein of 908 amino acids. NCBI's taxonomy places the organism in Eukaryota, Metazoa, Chordata, Actinopteri, Cypriniformes, Danionidae. Gene Ontology annotation, biological process: spermatogenesis; germ cell development.
CUUUUUAAAACGUGGCCUGUCGUGUGAUCAGUACGGAAACUAGUGAAAGCGUUCAUCUUCCACUAAAGAAUGACCCAGGACCAGCUGCUCGCGGGUUUGAAGAAGGAUGUCCGGUCACUUCUAGUCUCUUCCAAGCAUGGUUUGACCCCUGAGCACCUCAGAAGAGACUACCAGAGCAUGCUGGGCUUUCCUAUGCCCCUCAGGCUGCUGGGCUUCAGGAGUGUUUUGGAUAUGGUCAAGGAAAUGCCAGAUGUUGUGCGCUUGGAUUACCAACUUGAUGGAAACAUCAUUUUGAAAGCCAUUGGAGAUGACACUACCAAAGGCAUUGAAGAGCUGGUGUCAAAGCAACGUGACCACAAACCUAAACCCAAUAAUCGUAAGGGAAAACCAGGGAACUUCCACAUCUCGUAUCCUCGCCUUCAGCCUUUGAUUCUCCCUCGCCGUGGCCAAGCUAAGCCCGCUCUUCCUGCUCACCUUCGCAGCCAACUUAAACAGUUAUUAUCUCAUGGGCCAGUCAGGUUAUCAGAGCUGGAGUCCAGGUAUGUGGCGCAGUUCGGAAAGCCACUCAAGGUCACGCAGUACGGCUUCUUCUCCAUUUCCGAAAUGCUGUCGGCUGCGAUGGAUUUCAUAAUCAUGCAACAAAGUCGCACUGGCACGCAACUGCUUUUGAGAAGUGCCAUGACGCCACAAAAUCAGACUGAAAAUCUGAUGAGGAGUUUUUCUAAGCAACUAACGUCUCCAAGACAGAGGCUGGCAGGAUUCAGUCCUAAAGCAAGCUCACCGCCAGAGAGGAGACCUGAAGUAUCGCUUGUCCCCCCUUCUGUUCCUAAACCAGAGCCUGUGAAGGAGGAGCAGUCGUUUGAAGAAACCGUUUUUAAGCUUGAGGAGGAGCUCAGACAGCAGAUUCUGGAGAAGGGCACGGCUGGCACCGUCAGCCAAGAGCUGAAAGAAAAGCUGCGGAUGGUUGUUGCUGAAAAUGACAACGGGAUCUCCAUUCACAAUCUCCCCACAGAAUACCAGCGAAUGCAUGGAGAGGAAUUGCCGGUGAGCCAGUGUGGUUUUCUGAGCGUGACUGAGAUGGUCGGGGCUUUGAGCGACACAUUGUCCAUCCAAAGAGGCACCGAUGAGAGUGAAAGCCACUGGAUGGUUGUGGAGUUCAAACCGAUUGACACACAGCCCUGUGAACCUGAAUUAUCUCCGGGUCACGGCACCACUACCAGUCCAGCAGGCGAAUUGCAGAAUCCCACCAGCAGAGCCUUUUACUUCAGCUGUCCCGAGUCUGCCUGGGAGCAUGAAAAGACAGAGCCGUUGACAGACUCUCAAGAGUCCCAUGCUGAGCUCAGAGUCGCCAAUAAAACCAUCCAUCAGAUGGUGAAUCUUUUCCCAGAGCUGAUGGUCAGCCGUGUCUCAGCGGUUCCUCUAGACGCAGUUCGCUGUCAGAAACUGAAGCCCCCCAUUCACAGGAAGGAGAGAGAACUGCUUCCUGUCCUGGUGGAGCAAACUGAGUCUCCCAGCUAUUUUUACAUCCGCUUCAGCCAGAACAAAGAGGCCAGAGCCCUGGAGAACAUGAUGAUUGAAAUGAGGAGCUGUUAUUCCUACCCGGAUGUGGCGGAGAGAUACCGGCUGCCAGACGCUUAUGUGCGACCCGGUCAGGUGUGCUGUGUAGCACCCAGAGACAUGUGGUUCUAUCGAGUUGUGAUUCACGAAGUGUUCAGCAAGACUGAAGUGAAGGUGUAUUACGUAGACUAUGGAGACAUCACAAAAGUUGAACGACACAGCCUCAGGUUUCUCAAAGCAUGCUAUGCUGAUCUUCCGUCUCAGGCUGUGCCAGCGAUGUUAGCUGGAGUUCGGCCAAUCACAAGUAUUUGGCCAGCGAGUGCAGUCAGCUGUUUCCAGAGGCUGUGUUGUGAGCGCACUCUAGUGGCUGGAGUCCACAGCUAUCAGGAGGACUUUCUGCUGCUCUUUCUGUGCGACACCAACACAGAGGAGGACAUUUACGUGCACCUCACUCUCAUACAAGAGGGUCACGCUCUGCCCUGCUCUACCGCUUACGGACUGGUGUCAGAGAAGUUCAAUCCAGUGACUUCUUAUUUUGGAUAUGAUCAGCUGGAGGAUGUGAAGGAGAGUCUGUCGCCCUUCUCGUGUUCUCCAGACGCAGAGAUCGACUCUCAGGGAAAUGACUGUCCAAGCUCUUGUCAGACGGCUUCUAACUCUGAAGGUGGAGAAACAAACUUCACCUCCAUUGAUGUGGAUCCAAACCUGGACCUUCCUCCCCUUGAAGUUAUAAAUGUUCCUGACGUCAACACUGUGGCUAAAAGUGAGAAUGUAAAUCCAUUUGUAGCCCUGGUAAGAAAAGACCCAUUAUUCAACAAUGAAUGGGAUCAGGGAUGGACAGCAGAGAACAAAAUCGAUGAGACGAAGUUUGAACCUGACGCCAAUCCAGAAGAAUCAAAACCUGAGACUGUGUCUGCUCCUUCACCUGUUCAAGCAGCAGUGGGUGAACAACAGGUGUGUGCAUCUUCAGGUGAACCAAAGGUCAUCUCAACCACAUGCACCAGUCCAUACACCCCAGUCCCAAUCCAGAUCAACUGCAGCUAUCCAGUUUUCCUAGUGCUUCCAGGUGUACCCGUUUAUCCAGUUCAGCCUCCCAUUUCCCAGUUCAUGAUGCAGCUGUUAGGCAAUCCAGUUUAUCAGGGCCCAGGUCCAAACUCUGCGUUCCAGUACCACACAUCUCCAUUAGCUCUGAGACCAGCAGCACGCAUGUCUGCCGGAGGACAGAUUCUCAACUGGAGCUAAAAGCCUGACCAGCCAGGAGCCAGCGGUGCGUGUUUUGUACUUUCAUCACGUUCAGUAACUUUUCUUUAAUUUCAUUGGCUGCAACAAAGCUGAAAUGUAUAAAAUGGUAUUCUAACCACAGCGGAGGGCACACAAGGACAUUAUUUAGAUGCCCAGGGCUAAAGUUUUGUGUGUUAUUAUGUUUGCACUACAGACCAACUGUUUGUAUUUUAUUUGUUAUUAAGUUACUUGUUCAGUGUUCAAGUCAAAUGUUUUCUUUUAUCAAGAACGUUUUAUAAAGAAGAGAA